This is a messenger RNA of Mandrillus leucophaeus (drill), 1758 nucleotides long. It is a transcript of the gene OPN3, whose product is annotated as opsin 3. Gene Ontology annotation, biological process: G protein-coupled receptor signaling pathway. The coding region runs from base 1 to 933 and encodes 310 amino acids. The record is from RefSeq and is a predicted model, not a curated record. The transcript has 3 exons. Gene Ontology annotation, molecular function: G protein-coupled receptor activity. Gene Ontology annotation, cellular component: membrane; photoreceptor outer segment. NCBI's taxonomy places the organism in Eukaryota, Metazoa, Chordata, Mammalia, Primates, Cercopithecidae.
AUGCUCUGUAAGGUAUUUCCGGUGAAGAAUGUAUCACGUCUCUUAUGCCUGGUUCCCCCGGCACCAUGCUAUACUUUUCCACUUUCUCUUCUUGCAGGGAUUGUUUCCAUUGCCACCCUAACGGUGCUGGCCUAUGAACGUUACAUUCGCGUGGUCCAUGCCAGAGUGAUCAAUUUUUCCUGGGCCUGGAGGGCCAUUACCUACAUCUGGCUCUACUCACUGGCAUGGGCAGGAGCACCUCUCCUGGGCUGGAACAGGUACAUCCUGGACGUACACGGACUAGGCUGCACUGUGGACUGGAAAUCCAAGGAUGCCAACGAUUCCUCCUUUGUGCUUUUCUUAUUUCUUGGCUGCUUGGUGGUGCCUCUGGGCGUCAUAGCCCAUUGCUAUGGCCAUAUUCUGUAUUCCAUUCGAAUGCUUCGUUGCGUGGAAGAUCUUCAGACAAUUCAAGUGAUCAAGAUUUUAAAAUAUGAAAAGAAACUGGCCAAAAUGUGCUUUUUAAUGAUAUUCACCUUCCUGGUCUGUUGGAUGCCUUAUAUCGUGGUCUGCUUCUUGGUGGUUAAUGGUCAUGGUCACCUGGUCACUCCAACAAUAUCUAUUGUUUCGUACCUCUUUGCUAAAUCCAACACUGUAUACAAUCCAGUGAUUUAUGUCUUCAUGAUCAGAAAGUUUCGAAGAUCCCUUUUGCAGCUCCUGUGCCUCCGACUGCUGAGGUGCCAGCGGCCUGCUAAAGACCUACCAGCAGCUGGGAGUGAAAUGCAGAUCAGACCUAUCGUGAUGUCACAGAAAGAUGGGGACAGGCCAAAGAAAAAAGUGACUUUCAACUCUUCUUCCAUCAUUUUUAUCAUCACCAGUGAUGAAUCACUGUCAGUUGACGACAGCGACAAAACCAAUGGGUCCAAAGUUGAUGUGAUCCAAGUUCGUCCUUUGUAGGAAUGAAGAAUGGCAACGAAAGAUGGGGCCUUAAACUGGAUGCCACUUUUAGACUACCAUCGUAAGAAGUGUCUGGAAUACCCGUUCUAUGUAGUAUCCACAGAACUUUGUGGUCCAGCAGGAAAUCCGAAUUGCCCAUGUGCUCUUGGGCCUCAGGAAGAGGUUGAACAAAAAUAAAUUAUUUUAAUUCAACGGGUGCUUUACAUAAUGAAAAAACCACUUGUGGCAGACGAUGGGCAUCUAACAUCAUCUUCUAAUGUGUUGGAGAUUUUCAUUUCAAAUAUAUUUUUUAAAUUACUCUAUUUUCCAAAACACGUAAUACAUUUUUCUCGAAAAUACCUGACUGUAAAAAUAACUGUCGCAUACACAUGUGUGAAGUAGCUAGAACAUACUGAAUUUUUUUGUACUGUUGGACUCUAUUCAGUGUCAUGUCCUAUGUCGAAGUUAUCAAGGAGAUAAUUCUAGAAUGAAAAAGAAAAUCCUCUUGUUGGAAACAAAAGACUUUUUAUAUGUGCACUAUGACAAAGAGGAGUUUCAGAGACAUCUUUGAAUCCUUGUCAGCCUGGAGACCAGCACCAGAGGAAUCUACAAGGCAAACUCCCAUAUAUUUGCUUCCCCCAAAUUGCUGCCCCUACAGACUCAAAGCUCUUUUUCUUUGUUUUGUUGUUUUUCUAAACAUUUACUGUUCUUUGUUGAUGCUGUAUAAGCCAGGGAGUUCUAAGAUGCCAGCUCUUUGAGAUUUGCUCAUUCCCCUGUAUUUCUACCUGUAUUUCCCACAUAUAUUAUAUAUAUCUGCUAAUAAACUUAUGUUUGUUUUUCUCUUGU